AUGCGCUACGAUGCCCAACUGCAGCCCAUGCAGCUCCACCAGGGAUGUAAGUGACAGAUGAGCGACGCGGGAAGAGCAGGUUGCUCCACACGGCCGUGACGUGAUGGAACAGCCGCUGGACGUGCGAGUCCAAUAAAAGGCAAGCAGGAGAAUGAAGGCUCACCACCAACGUAAAGGAACACUUGAUGAAGAGGAGGCAAACUGGAUAACAUUUCAUGCAUCUCAGCAUCAGGAGAAACGGGAGCCGGACUUUUUCGGUGAUAUAUGGGAAAGGAGCUGGCUGGACGGCAAGGGGUGACAUUGAUACUUCUGUUGGACUUGUUGGGCAUCAUCACUGCACAUAUCAGCAACAAUAAGCAACACAAAUAACAAAGGUCUUAACAGGCGUAUCUCCUGUGGCCAAACGUGGCCCUGCCUCAUUUGAAAGCUCCAGGUCCCAUCGCCUUCCAGCAUGACGGUUGCGACCAGCGACCCGACAGACGAAGCGGCAGCACAUCCGGGUCAGCCUCAUGACCACUAUGGCCCAGACCCAGAUCAUGAGUGCUGCGAGAGGGUCGUCAUCAACAUCUCAGGCUUACGCUUUGAGACGCAACUUAGGACCCUGUCCCAGUUUCCGGAGACGCUACUCGGCGACCCCAAGAAAAGGAUGAGAUACUUCGACCCUCUUCGGAAUGAGUAUUUUUUCGACCGCAAUCGACCAAGUUUUGAUGCCAUUCUUUAUUAUUACCAAUCGGGAGGGAGGCUGCGCCGGCCUGUUAAUGUCACUCUUGAUAUUUUUUCUGAAGAGAUUCGCUUCUAUGAGCUGGGAGAGGAAGCUAUGGAAAUAUUUAGGGAGGAUGAAGGUUUCAUAAAGGAAGAGGAGCGCCCAUUGCCAGAAAAUGAGUUCCAGAGACAGGUGUGGCUGCUCUUUGAGUACCCAGAGAGCUCAGGUCCAGCUCGAAUCAUUGCCAUCAUCUCCGUCAUGGUGAUUCUUAUCUCGAUUGUUAGCUUCUGUCUGGAGACACUGCCAAUUUUCCGGAACGAAGACGAGGAGAUGUACAACUCUCCCUUCCAAACCCUUUCCAAUGUCACAAUGACGUAUUACCCAUCAUCAUAUUUUACUGACCCUUUCUUCAUUGUGGAGACCCUUUGUAUCAUCUGGUUCUCAUUUGAGUUCUUAGUCAGGUUUUUUGCAUGUCCCAGUAAAGCUGGAUUUUUUGGGAACAUCAUGAACAUCAUUGAUAUCGUAGCAAUCAUUCCCUACUUCAUCACUCUUGGCACAGAGUUAGCAGAGAGGCCAGAGGAUAGAGAGACGGGACAGCAAGCUAUGUCCUUAGCUAUUCUCCGUGUCAUUCGGCUUGUAAGAGUGUUUCGUAUCUUCAAACUCUCCCGCCACUCCAAGGGACUUCAGAUCUUGGGGCAGACUCUGAAGGCCAGUAUGCGUGAGCUCGGACUGCUCAUUUUUUUUCUAUUCAUCGGCGUUAUUCUCUUCUCCAGUGCUGUUUACUUUGCCGAAGCAGACGAGCCAGAAUCCCAGUUCAGCAGCAUUCCAGAAGCCUUUUGGUGGGCAGUGGUUUCCAUGACAACUGUGGGCUACGGCGACAUGGUCCCGACAACCAUCGGCGGAAAGAUUGUGGGGUCUCUUUGCGCUAUUGCCGGUGUGUUGACCAUUGCGCUGCCGGUACCAGUAAUCGUGUCCAACUUCAACUACUUCUACCACAGAGAGACUGAGGGUGAAGAACAGGCGCAGUAUCUAAAUAUCCCUAGUGUGCCUAAGGCCAGCUCAACUGAUGACCUAAAGAAGAGUGGCCGCAGUGGCAGCGGGUCAACUCUCAGCAAGUCGGAUUAUGUGGAGAUUCAAGAGGCUGCCAACCACAGUACUGAGGACUUCAGACCAGAGGGCAUGAAAACAGGAAACUGCACCGUAGCCAACACCAACUAUGUAAACAUCACUAAGAUGCGUACGGAUGUAUAAUGUGAGCUAUUUUGAAGAUUGUUUUCAUCUAUCAUCUGCAGACACUUGCACAGAAAAAUGAAAGAGUGGUCUGGUAUUUCAGGUCCAGUGUGGGAGUCUAGAGCAGAUGAUUUGAUGUAAAAGUCAACCGAAGACCGGAUGUUUGCUCACAUCCGAAGGAACUUGAGCACAUGACAGAACUACAACCUGUCAUUUUUGGGACAUCCUUGACUUCUGCAUGGAGUUAGUCUUACUUAUUAUGACAGUAGUUGCCCAGCUCACAAACGUAGCCAAAUACUAGCCUAAGAAGUAAUAAUAAUCAACAGUCUCACGGGACCACCUGUUGCUCCAUCAUAUUACAAACUGUGGCCAGAAGACAAUGCACAAUACGAUCAGCAUACUGUUGUCAAGGUUUAAGAUUAAAUCAUACCAUAGUUUCAGCAAAAUACGUUACUCCAACUGCCAAGGUCUUAGCCAUACUUUCAAGAACAGCAACAGAGGAUGGAUGCUAAUACCCAUCUGGCCUGAUGGUCAUUUAAGGCUCCCUCAAUAGGCUCCUUAAGGACCUAAGUGCACAAGCAUUCUUUGCUCAUUAUUAUCUGUACCAGUGGCCUCUGUAGAGACCAAUAUAUGGACCACGGGGAAGUGCUGUGUGUGUGGACCACAACAGUGCUUGUUUUUUUAUUUAUUUCCUCAAUGAAGCAUUAGUGGAUAUACAAGAGUGAAUCUCUCAUUUAUACAUCACAUGUUAAUUUAGUAGUCGCCUGAUUGUGUGUUAAGAUAAACACAUCAAGAAUCUAGGUGGUGUUCUACGUUAGUGCCUAUUUGUAUGUAAAAAAAUAUUUUUAGUUCUACCUGUAAGUGUCUCUUUAACUGCCACCAAGCCCAACUGUAACAGGAAAACUAUGUAGUUUGACGCCACUGCCCAGUAUAAACAACAUUGUCCUUUACUUCAUAGCAUUCCAUAAUUGUAGGAACAGUCGUAUGAAUAAGCCACAAAAGAUGUAGUGAUAUUACAUAAUUUGUACUAACACUUAUAACAGCAAGGGUAAAUAAUUGCUUAAAGGUACAGCUAAUUAAGGCUUAUAGUGUAUUAACCCAACAAGCCCAAAAAAGCAUCACAAAAUAUAAGAAUAGAAAAGAGAUAGCAGCUUUGUCAUAGUACGCUUUGGCAUUUAGUACAACAAACAAUUCAUAUUUUUAUUAGCUUGCUGUUACAUGAGAAAGCAUAAUAACAACAAACCAAAGAAAAACAUAGUUCCAUUUGGAUUGGCAUCAUGAGAAGGUAAAAAUAUAUAUGCUUCGCAUUUAUACAAUCAUUCAACUGGUACUCAGAUCUAUAGGUUAUAUUCUUCAUCAGCAUUUAUUAAACCUAUGCUAUUCUGCUCUUGUAGUGCUGCAUGUCUUUGAAAGUAACCAUUGUAGCAUGCAUUAGUAUGAAUAAUACUAGCAAGAUGACUCAAAUAUUGUAUACUCCAUUGUGUGUAUAUAUAGGCAUUAUACAGUAUACAGUACAUGGAAGACAUGGGUGUUUCAUAAUGAUAUGUGACGCUUGUGCACAUGCACCUUUGUAUUCGAUUGAUAUUUAGAUAUAUAUAGCUUCAUACCAUGUAAAAGUGACAAUUUUGCCAGUUCAGGAAGACAAAUAGUCACUUGACCAUGAGAUAACCAGAAACAAUACCCAACUCCUUAUAAAAGAAACAUGUGAGUUGAUUAGGCUCCUGCAGCUGUCAAGAUGAAUGGUUAGUGAGUCUCUGAGUACCUAUUUUGUCAAUUACAUCUUUUUUGUUUUGCCAACUGUACCUUAAUCGACUACGAGUGUCCAUAACUCAAAUUAAACUGUAUCUUGCUCAGUGCGUAUGCACGUGUAAUAGUGAGCGCUUAGCGUAUUCUAAUCCUGUCUGAGCACAUAGUUUAUACUGUUUGAGUGUGUAUUCACAUUCAGAUGUAUACAAAGCACAAUACAGUGAGGGGAUGAUAAGAUCAGAUCUGUUGUACAUGCAUGUGCUAAAAGCUCAUCUGUGUUGUAGAAUGAGGCCAGGAAUUGAACCACUGAAAAGUUAGAUAAACACUGCGUAAACACUUUCUGUGUUUUUUUCCUGUUUUCUUUGGGAACCUGUGUGUCAUUACAGUAUGUGGCCUGCAGACUAUGUCUGGACUGCCUUGUAUCACAUUUAUUUGAGCAUGGUAUUCGAGCAAUUCAUGUGACAGCGCAGUUUGGAUGGAGAACAUCACCAUAGGAUACACAAAACAACACCAUGAAUGAUAACAUGCACAUGUAGACACACACUACCUACAAGCGCACACUCAUAACAUCUGCUGUCAUAUUUGACAAUUAUUAAGUCAAUCUUGCACAUCAACACACAUGCAAUAGCCAAGUAUAUAUAUAUAUAAAUAUAUAUAUAUAUAUAUAGUGCAUCCGGAAAGUAUUCACAGUGCUUACCUUUUUCCACGAUUUGUUAUGUUACAGCCUUAUUCCUACAUGGAAUACAUUCAUUUGGGCCCUUAAAACUCUACAGACAAUACCCCAUAAUGACAAUGUGAAAUGUUUUAUUUUUAUUUUUUAUUGUUAGAAAAUAAUUGCCAAAUUAUUAAAUAUUAAAACACCUAGAAAAAAAAACCAUUUACAUAAGUAUUCACAGUCUUUGCUCAAUACUUUGUUGAUGCACCUUUGGCAGCAAUUACAGCCUUUAGUCGUUUUGAAUACGAAGCCACAAGCUUGGCACACCUAUCUUCGGGCAGUUUCGGCCAUUCCUCCUUGCCCAUUCCUCUUUGCAGCACCUUUCAAGCGCCAUCAGAUUGGAUAAGAAAGUGAAGGUUUUCCUCCAGUAUAUCUCUUUGCAUUGUUGCAUUCAUUUUUAUCUCUAUCCUGACUAGUCUCCCAGUUCCUGCUACUGAAAAACAUCUCCACAGCAUGAUGCUGCCACUACCAUGCUUCACUGUAAGGAUGGUAUUGGCCUGGUGAUAAGCGUUUCCUGGUUUCCUCCAAACAUGAUGCCUGGCAUUUACACCAAAGAAUUUUGUUCUCAUAGUCUGACAGUUUUUCUGGUGCAUUUGGCAAACUUUUCACUAAGAAAUGGCUUCUGUCUGGCCACUAUACAAAACAGGCCCGAUUGGUGGAUUGCAGCAGAGAUGGUUGUCCUUCUGGAAGGUUCUCCUCUCUUCACAGAGAAAUGCCGUAGCUCUAAGUGACCAUCAAUUUCUUGGCCACAUCCCUGACCAGACUAAAAUGAAUGCAGUAAUGUACAAAGACACUUUUAAUCCAAUCUGAUGGAGCUUGAGAAGUGAGAACCCAUCAUUCAUUCACACAUGGUGGUGGUAAGCUACUUUCGUAGCUACAGCUGCCCUGGGGUAGACUGACGGAAGCGUGGCUGCCAGUUUGCGCCUACGGCCCCUCCGACCACCACCUAUCAUUCAUCAUUCAUUCACCAGUGUGAGCGGCACUGGGGGCAAGGGUGAAGUGUCCUGCCCACUAUGCCAUGCUGCCACUAUUGAGCAAAGGCUGUGAAUAAUAAAAUGUGUUUGUCUUUAUUUAUUUUUUUAAAUAAAUAUAAUGUUUUAAAAAAGACUCACAUUGUCAUUCUGAGGUAUUGUCUGUAGAAUUUUUUGAACAAAAAUGAUUUUACUCCAUUUUGGAAUAAGGCUGUAACAUAACAACAUGUGGAACAAGUGAAGCACUGUGAUAACUUUCCGGAUGCACUGAACAUAGAGCAUCUUCCGAGAACUUAAGUUUUGUAUUAAUAUUAGACUAGAAUUAUUAAUAUUUUAUUUUAUAUUAGACGCUUAAGUGGCAGGGAAUCAAUGAAUGUGCUUGCACAACUUAUCUCGAGUUUUACAUGUACUGUAGGUCUUGAAUUGUAUAUGUGAAAUUGUCCAUUGCCAAUGACUUCCAAUGAUUAAAAACAAACGUAAUGUCUAUAGAAAAUAUUUGGUAUGUCAAAAUUAAUUGUAAAUUGGAAAUCGAAUAU
Messenger RNA from Entelurus aequoreus (snake pipefish), 5901 nucleotides. It is a transcript of the gene kcna2b, whose product is annotated as potassium voltage-gated channel, shaker-related subfamily, member 2b. The record is from RefSeq and is a predicted model, not a curated record. NCBI's taxonomy places the organism in Eukaryota, Metazoa, Chordata, Actinopteri, Syngnathiformes, Syngnathidae. The transcript has 3 exons. The coding region runs from base 452 to 1954 and encodes 500 amino acids. Gene Ontology annotation, molecular function: delayed rectifier potassium channel activity; protein binding. Gene Ontology annotation, cellular component: axon terminus; membrane; voltage-gated potassium channel complex. Gene Ontology annotation, biological process: protein homooligomerization; potassium ion transmembrane transport.